Molecule: messenger RNA, 1638 nt
Organism: Talaromyces rugulosus
Lineage: Eukaryota; Fungi; Ascomycota; Eurotiomycetes; Eurotiales; Trichocomaceae
Exons: 3
Coding region: 1-1638 (545 amino acids)
Biological process (GO): protein deubiquitination; ribophagy
Cellular component (GO): Ubp3-Bre5 deubiquitination complex; cytosol; ribonucleoprotein complex
Molecular function (GO): mRNA binding
Source: RefSeq, a predicted model, not a curated record
AUGGCCGACACGACCCAGCCUCCCAUUAAUGGCACCUACGCUGCUCCUCACCCUUACCCUGACCCCUACGUCUCUCAUGCGCCCGUGAACACCAUGGGCAACAACUACCACCCCGCCUCCACCUCGACUCCGUCGAACGGACCUGCGGGCUCCGAGCCCAAGAACGAGAUCCCCAAGGAUGAGGUCGGCUGGUACUUUGUCGAGCAGUACUACACCACUAUGAGCCGCAACCCGGAUAGACUCCAUCUUUUCUACUCUCGUCACUCUCAUUUUGUCUUUGGAACUGAGGCCGAAUCCGUCCCAGUCGCUGUUGGUCAGAAGGCCAUCAACGAGAAGAUUCGGGCCCUCGACUUCCACGACUGCAAGGUUCGAGUUUUGAAUGUUGACACUCAGGGCUCCAUGGACAACAUCCUUGUUGCCGUGAUCGGUGAAAUCUCCAACCGCUCUGAACCCUCGCGCAAGUUCUCUCAGACCUUUGUUCUUGCACAGCAACCAAACGGCUACUACGUGCUGAACGAUAUCUUCCGCUACUUGGCUGAUGAGGCUGAGGAGUUUGUUGCGGACGAGACUGUCGCAGCUCAGCCUAAAUCCGUCUCUGAGCUUCAGGAUACCUCUGUCGCGCAGCAGGAGACCACCUCGGAGCUUGAGCAGCCCAUCGCCGCCCAGGGAACUGACGAUGAUGCCAUUUCCGAGGUCGACACUAAACUUGCAGCCGCUACUACCAACGGCGAGCUUGACAAAAUCCCGCAAGCUGCAACCCAGGAAAAGGCCGCGGUGCCCGUGACCCCUGCAGUUCCUGCUGUGCCCGCUGAGCCUGAGGUGCUUCAGCCUGAGAAGCCCCAGACCGCAGAACCAAGCCCGGCUACCAGCACCCCUAAAGAGUCUACCCCGGCUGCUAAGAAGGAACCUGUGGUUCCUACCAAGGCUGUGCCCAUGUCUUGGGCAAGCGUUGCCGCUAAAAACCGUGCUGCUGCCGCUGCUGCCGCGGCCGCUGCCACUGCGGCCACUGCUACUGCUACUGCGGCUGCACCUACAGCUCCAGCUAAGAGUUCUGCUGCUGCGCCUGCGCCAUCAGCAGCACCAGCUCAGCUCCAGCCAGAACAGCCUGCCGCUGCCGUCCCUGCUGAGGCAUCCACUAGCAGCCAGCAAUCGUCAACUGACGGAUCUGGAUGGCAAACCGCCGGCCACGACCACGGCAAGAAGCAAUCUCGCGCCGGGGACGAUCACAAACACCCCGCCUAUAUCAAGAAUGUCAAUGAGAAGGUUGACGCCUCUUUGCUUAAGACUGUUUUGUCUCGCUUUGGCAAGCUGACCCACUUUGACGUGAACCGUUCACGAAGCUGCGCCUUUGUCGACUUUGCCGACCAGGCUUCCUACAACGCUGCGGUUGCAGCCAACCCUCACCAGAUCGGCAGUGAGCAGGUGACUGUGGAAGAGCGCCGCGUUCGCACUGGCAACUUCAGCAACGCCUUCCCCAAUGGUCGCGGUGGUGCCAACCGUGGCCGAUCCGAUGGCCGUGCCGGUAGUCAGGGCCGCGGUGGCAACUAUCAGCGCGAGCAAGGCCGUGGAGGAUUCUCAUCUCGCGGCGGUCGCGGCGGUAACGUCAACAAGGGUCGUAGCCAGGCCCAGGCUGCUUAA